Messenger RNA from Gossypium raimondii (Peruvian cotton), 1876 nucleotides. RefSeq names its product probable arabinosyltransferase ARAD1. The transcript has 4 exons. The record is from RefSeq and is a predicted model, not a curated record. Lineage: Eukaryota; Viridiplantae; Streptophyta; Magnoliopsida; Malvales; Malvaceae. Gene Ontology annotation, molecular function: glycosyltransferase activity. The coding region runs from base 81 to 1466 and encodes 461 amino acids.
CUCUAAUCCAUUAUACCUCUAAUUCAAUACACCUCUAAUCCAAUACAGCGAACCAAACUUGCCCUAAAUUUAGUAACUAAAUGUUCGUUUAUAUGAAAAAGAAAGGAAAACAAAACCAAACCCGGAAGGGAAAUCUCAGUAUCUCACUGUAUCUCUCCAGCUCCCCUGUUAGAGCAAUGUACGUAAAAGUUGCGAUUUGUUUAACAUUCGCCAUUCUCCUUCUGAUUUCAUGUUCCAUCUACGUCGGCACCAUUGAUGCCAAAUCAUACUUCUUCCCACUGCAACCGCCGCCGCUUCGUCUCUCGCUAUGUGCAACCGACCGUCCCCUCCGUGUUUACAUGUACGAUCUCCCUAGGAAAUUCAACGCCGGCAUGAUGGACCGUGGGACAUCCCAGGUGGCGGCUCCGGCCACAGUGGAGAAUUUCCCUCCCUGGCCUAAAACUUCCGGUUUAAAGAGGCAACAUAGCGUGGAGUAUUGGCUGAUGGCUUCGCUUCUUUACGACGAAGAAGAAGGGAGCGAGGCGAUUAGGGUUUCGGACCCCGAAAUGGCGGACGCUUUCUUUGUGCCUUUUUUUUCGUCAUUGAGUUUCAAUAAGCACGGCCAUGUUAAGACGGAUGCUGAGGCGGAUGCGGAUCGCCAGUUACAGGUUGAAUUACUUGAAUUCUUGCGACAAUCCAAGUAUUAUCAAAGAUCCGGAGGCAGAGACCAUGUAAUUCCCAUGACACAUCCAAAUGCUUUCCGAUUUCUUCGACAGGAGUUGAAUGCAUCUAUUCUUAUUGUUGUAGAUUUCGGUCGCUAUCCUAGAAAUAUGUCAAGUCUAAGUAAAGAUGUGGUUGCCCCGUACGUACACGUUGUUGAUUCCUUCACAGAUGAUGACCCUCUGGACCCGUAUGAGUCUCGAACUACUCUUCUUUUCUUCCGGGGAAAUACUGUCAGGAAAGAUGAAGGCAAAAUUCGAGUCAAAUUGGCCAAUAUGUUGGCUGGUAACGAUGAUGUUCAUUACGAAAAUAGUGUACGAACUCCAAAAAGCUUUAAAAUGUCUACGAAAGGGAUGCGAUUGUCGAAGUUCUGUCUGCACCCUGCAGGGGACACACCGUCCUCUUGCCGGCUCUUUGAUGCUAUUGUGAGCCACUGUGUUCCAGUCAUUGUCAGUGACAAAAUCGAGCUUCCCUAUGAGGACGAAAUCGAUUACACUGAAUUCUCGAUUUUCUUCUCUAUGAAAGAGGCUUUGGAACCAGGUUAUUUGAUUGAUCAGCUACGUCGAUUUCCGAAGGAUAGAUGGAUUAAUAUGUGGAUGCGGCUUAAGAAUGUUUCUCCUCAUUAUGAAUUCCAAUACCCUCCAAAGAAGGAAGAUGCGGUCAAUAUGUUAUGGAGACAGGUGAAGCACAAGCUUCCUGGGGUUCGGCUAGCUGUUCAUAGAAGUAGAAGGCUGAAAGUUCCGGAUUGGUGGCGGCAGAAGAGAUGAUUCUGGGAACCUUUUUAUGACACUGUAUAUUUAUGAUCUCUUUUGGUUUUUUCAUUUAUAGUGACAUCUCAUGGCAGACACAAGAAGCAAAGGCGCUCGGAAAUGGCAACCCCAACAUCACGGUGCCAGCUUUACUGAGCUAACUGGGUAAAGGUUCUGGUUCCAACAUUUCCACUCUCUUUUCCAGCAUUAUAUAGAGCAAGAGGCAGUCAGUUAAGAUCAUUCUCAGUUUUCUUAUUUCCUGGCAACAGCUAAUGUGCAGAAGCUGUUUUAAAAGAUGGAAUCGGCAUGGAGUUUUGGUAUCUAAAAUCAAUGUUCUUCGAAUUUGAGUGUGAAUAUCAAACAGGACUAUAUAUCCGACACGGAUAUGUUCAUUUUUUUUUAGAAAAAAAAAGGGUUUUUUUCACACA